CGUGUGUAGUUUGUAGCUUUACUACUACGUGACGGAAGGACUAGCUGUAGUAGGCCUACAGCAAUCUUACGGCUAACGAUAAAUCAGAAAUUUUAACUUCUGACUGUUAUAAUAACGUCCACGCAGAUUCAAAGUUUGAUAAUCUUUGUUUGAGGAGGUAAAAUGGCAAUAGCUGGAUGAACAAGGUAACAAGACAUUGAUCAACGGAGCAAAGCGAAACACACCACCAGACUGUCAUAGCCUAAAACGGGACAUCAUGACAUUGUCCACUUAUUAAGGAUGAUUGAAGCACCCGUGAAGUCUAUGAGCACCCUGAGAUCUAGUUAAAUGUUUUCCUUCAAGCCUGUGUUAAGGAAAUAAAAAAACAUGUUUGAGAAUUUCAGAGGGAGAAUGCAAACGGUACAGCAGGAUUUCACAUCAGGAAUCAAGACCCUGAGUGACAAAUCCAAGGAGGCUAAAGUAAAGAAGAAACAGAGAAGAGAUGAGCACCUUCCUCAAUAUUCUGCUGGAGUGGAGCUACUCAGUCGGUAUGAAGACACUUGGGUGGCUCUUCACAAGCGAGCUAAAGAGUGUGCCAAGAAUGGGGAAACUGUGGAUAGGGAGGUAGUAAUGCUGUGUGCACAUUGGGAGAAUAGACGAAGAGCUGUGUUGGAGCUACAGGAACAACUUCAGCAGAUUCCUGCGUUUCUAUCUGAGCUGGAGACAAUCACUUCAAGGAUAGCUCAUCUGGAGGCUGAUUUUGAGGAAAUGGAGAGUCGUCUUAUUAAUCUGGAAGAUGUGUGUGCUCAGUGUGAACAUCAACGCUUCAAACACUUUCAGAUCCUUCAGCUGGAAAACUACAAGAAGAAGAAAAGGAAAGAACUCGAGUCUUUCAAAGCAGAGCUUGAUGUAGAACAUGCCCAGAAAGUUUUGUUGAUUGAACAUACACAGCAGGUCACGCUAAAGGAGCGACAGAAAUUCUUUGAGGAAGCAUUUCAGCAAGAGAUGGAACAGUACCUCUCUACAGGAUACCUCCAGAUCACUGAUAGGAGAGGUAGUAUGUCCUCAAUGGAGGUGAAUAUUGAUCUGCUGGAACAAAUGGAUCUUACAGAUGUGUCUGACCACGAGGCUCUCGAUGUCUUCCUCAGCUCUGUUGGGGAAGAGAAUGGUGCUUCAGCUCCUGACACAGCUGGUGGCCCAGCUCUGGAAACUGGCACAUCCCCAUCAGAGAUCAGCCUGAAGGUGCCAUCUCAGACAGAGCAAUGGCAGACUGACUCCACCAUCUCCUCCUCCUUCACUGACACUAUCAGUGGUGUGACCGAGGGUCCGGAUGAUGAAGAGGAAACCAGUGAGGAAAGCUGCUGUGGAGAAUUCCCGCUAGUCCAGUCAGAUGAGGAGGAGGUACAAGCUGACACUGCCAUCAUGGGUCUGGCAGAAACAGAGGAGCCACUCAAGAGCUCAGAUGACAGUGACGCACAGGCCCCCUAGUGGCCAUGGAGGGGAAGCAUGCUCGGAUCAAGCUGGUUUCUUGUGAUGAAACCCUGUUUUACAUCAAGGCCUGGAUAGGAGAAACUGAACAUUUAUUCACGGCUUAGUGUGGCACUUUGAGAUGAGGAUUUUGGAGCCUUGUUAGAACACUCUUUCAGACUAAUAGCACUGUGAUUUUUUUUUUUUUUUUUCACUUAAAAUCAAUACAACGUAUGAUAAUACAGUUCUUCGUAUUAUAAAGGAAAACCUGCUGCAUCAGAAAUAUAUAGAAAAUAAUAAACAUUUUACAGUGUUCCUGCUAAUAUCACUGAUGUAUGUUGCAUGAAUUUGUGAUGCAAAUCUCAUUUUUGUAUAGGAGAUAAUUGAUCCUAUUGAAAUAAUACACUGAAAUAAAUUCUACCAUGAAAUAAUAUAAGCCUCAUGGACCAUAUCAGUGUAGGACUAAUAGUUAAC
Messenger RNA from Xyrauchen texanus (razorback sucker), 1920 nucleotides. RefSeq names its product dysbindin-A-like. The transcript is spliced from 10 exons. Gene Ontology annotation, cellular component: cytoplasm; synaptic vesicle membrane; BLOC-1 complex. NCBI's taxonomy places the organism in Eukaryota, Metazoa, Chordata, Actinopteri, Cypriniformes, Catostomidae. Gene Ontology annotation, biological process: neuron projection development; regulation of synaptic vesicle exocytosis; negative regulation of protein kinase activity. Bases 367 to 1467 code for a protein of 366 amino acids. The record is from RefSeq and is a predicted model, not a curated record.